Messenger RNA from Thlaspi arvense, 735 nucleotides. The record is from the annotation of a GenBank genome assembly. Lineage: Eukaryota; Viridiplantae; Streptophyta; Magnoliopsida; Brassicales; Brassicaceae.
AUGGCCGAUACAAUCUCAAAUCCUAGUAUGGAACCUCUGUUUUUCUCUGUUGAUCCAAUGUCUCUCAUACUCUCUCAAAACACCGACACACAUCAGCUUAAACUCUUGUUAGACGGUUUAUGCGGAUUCGAGAGAGGACCAAGAUACGAAGAAUACUCUCGAUUGCGUGAAUCAAAGCUUCGGAUGAAACGAGAUUUUCAGAAGUUUCUCGAGGAGGAAGAAGAAAUAGAAUCAGAACCGAAGAAAAAACAAGUUAGAUUCGAGGGUGAUUCCGUAAUUUCACGAGAAGAAGAUGCGAUUUCGCCGGAGAAGAAUAAGAAGAAACAGACCCGGUUUGGGUUUUCUCCGAUGUCGUCGAACCCGAGAAAAGCUCCGUCUUCUUCGUUGGCUCAAUCCGUGCCUGAUUUCUCCGCCGUGAUACGUAAAGAGAAUCGCCGUCCCGUUAACUACAACACUACUACUCCUCCGCCGCCUUCUUCGAAGAGCAGAAAUGGCGGCGUUUUAUCGGGAUCGAUUUCUUCUUCUUCCGCCGCCGCAAGAGGGAGCAAAUCGGCGAGUGUUGGGGAGAAGAAGGGUAAAGGGUUGAUGGGAAUGGCGCGUAAGAGCUACGCGAGCGUUGAGGAUCUUAAGAAAAUUUCAAUGGCUGCUGCUUCUGCAAUUAACGGCGCCGGAGCAGGAGGGAGAAGAGCCGUUGGCGGUGGUCGAACCAUUCUUGGUUACAGACAAAAUUACUGA